Aureococcus anophagefferens is the source of this 354-nucleotide messenger RNA. RefSeq lists its product as hypothetical. The annotation marks the transcript as partial. Lineage: Eukaryota; Pelagophyceae; Pelagomonadales; Pelagomonadaceae. The transcript is spliced from 2 exons. The record is from RefSeq and is a predicted model, not a curated record.
GUCCCCGCGAUGAAGUCCGCCGUCCUCCUGGCGGCGGCGGUCGUCGAGGGCAAGACGCCUUACUUCAUGUACGCCCCGACGCCGAAGCCGACGUCCGUGCCGUCGGCCGCGCCGAACCCCAUGCCGACCUACGUGCCGUCGAUCAUGCCGACGUCCUACCCGCCGACGACGCACCCGAUCCCCAUGCCCACGUACGUGCCCACAUACGUGACGGAGGCGCCGAGCUACUCGCCGAGCUACGUGACCGACGCGCCGAGCUACACGCCGACGUUUUUGACGCCGGACCCGACGCCCGUGCCCUACCCGAUGCCGACGCAAGGUUCCCGCGUCCGCGAGCCGGAGACGUGUCCCUGA